Molecule: messenger RNA, 1697 nt
Organism: Acinonyx jubatus (cheetah)
Lineage: Eukaryota; Metazoa; Chordata; Mammalia; Carnivora; Felidae
Gene: FGF17
Product: fibroblast growth factor 17
Exons: 3
Coding region: 266-1123 (285 amino acids)
Biological process (GO): fibroblast growth factor receptor signaling pathway; positive regulation of cell population proliferation; cell differentiation
Cellular component (GO): cytoplasm
Molecular function (GO): type 1 fibroblast growth factor receptor binding; growth factor activity; type 2 fibroblast growth factor receptor binding
Source: RefSeq, a predicted model, not a curated record
UUCUGUAUGCGCAUGUAUGCAUAUGCCUGUGCAUGUGUGUGUGCCUGGGGGUAGGAUCCUUCAAGGCCAGUGGGGAGGAUGAAGGAAAAAAUCUGGUUAUCCUGGCUAAUGGAGCCAAGACCCUGGCAUUCUGGAGAAGGGACAAGCUCCAGUCCUAGAGGCAGGACAGCACUUCUGUCUCUAAUCAGCUGGGUCACCCAGGGCACCUCUUUGACAUUGGAAUUGGGUACCAUAACUGUGAAGGUUCUGUCUAGCAACCAGAGUCAUGAUUCCAGAUCUGCACUGCAUCACCAAGGGUCCCCCAAGCCUGUGCGGCCACCAGUUCUCUGCUCCAGGGCAGAUGGGGAGCCAAGAGGUCAUGACUGGCUCACCCGCUGGCCUGGAAAGACCAUGGCCAUAUGCACCCUUCACCCUGCACCUCUGCUUCCCAGGACAAAUGGCCUGGCCCCCUCACACUCACCUCCACACCCCUCUCCCUUGGAUGGACCAGUGGUGGUGUCACCCAAAGCAAAUUGACACUAUUUUUCCCUUGGUAACCGCAAAGGGGGAGAAUCACCCGUCUCCUAAUUUUAACCAGUACGUGAGGGACCAGGGUGCCAUGACUGACCAGCUGAGCAGGCGGCAGAUCCGUGAGUACCAGCUCUACAGCCGGACCAGUGGCAAGCACGUGCAGGUCACCGGGCGUCGCAUCUCUGCCACCGCGGAGGACGGCAACAAGUUUGCCAAACUCAUAGUGGAGACAGACACGUUUGGAAGCCGUGUGCGCAUCAAGGGUGCUGAGAGCGAGAAAUACAUCUGUAUGAACAAGAGGGGCAAGCUCAUCGGAAAGCCCAGUGGGAAGAGCAAAGACUGUGUGUUCACAGAGAUCGUGCUGGAGAACAACUACACGGCCUUCCAGAACGCCCGGCACGAGGGCUGGUUCAUGGCCUUCACCAGGCAGGGUCGGCCCCGCCAGGCUUCCCGCAGCCGCCAGAACCAGCGAGAGGCUCACUUCAUCAAGCGCCUCUACCAGGGCCAGUUGCCCUUCCCCAACCACGCUGAGAGGCAGAAGCAGUUCGAGUUUGUGGGCUCAGCCCCCACCCGCCGGACCAAGCGUACUCGGAGGCCACAGCCCCUGACGUAGUCAGGGACACUGGGGGCAGCUGCCCCUCAACAGCCUUCCCAUCCCCUUCCCUUCCUAAUCCCAAGACUGGGCUGGGGUGGAGGGAGGGGAGUCAGAGCCCCCAAGGAGGAAGGACCCUGAGGAACUACAAGCGUCAGAGCCUCAAGCCAGAAAGGGGACAGGACUGCCACAUAGCAGGGCUGGGGCGUCAGGGCAGCUGCCCCAGACCCAACAAUGGAAUAGGCCCCGGGGGGGGAGGGGGGAUGGCAGACCCCCAGGAGAGGAACUGUAGUGUUACCCUGGACUCAGGCUCCCUGAAACAGGCAAAAAGGGCAGCAGGUUCAAAGCCUUGCAGACACUGUCUGGAGCUGGCUCUCUUUAAAUUCUCCCCAAAUCUUCUUCAGUCUGCCCCCAGCCUCCAGUUUCCUCCUGGCCAGACUGUAGGAAAGGACUUUUGUGUUUAUUUCAGGAAAAAAGAAAAAAAAAGAGGGUUGGCCAUUCUUCACAUUCCACUACCCAGGCCUGCACCCCCAUCCCCGACUUCGAGCCCCAGAAUAAAACCAUUUUCCUGCAAACGGGUUAUCUAAAGGCGGGG